This is a messenger RNA of Venustampulla echinocandica, 2913 nucleotides long. RefSeq lists its product as uncharacterized. Gene Ontology annotation, cellular component: nucleus. Gene Ontology annotation, biological process: DNA repair; DNA alkylation repair. Bases 1 to 2913 code for a protein of 970 amino acids. The record is from RefSeq and is a predicted model, not a curated record. Lineage: Eukaryota; Fungi; Ascomycota; Leotiomycetes; Helotiales; Pleuroascaceae. The transcript has a single exon. Gene Ontology annotation, molecular function: dioxygenase activity.
AUGUUCCAAAUCGACGAGCACAACCUCCCGGUUGUGCAAACUCGCCAGGCGCUCUUGUUACUCGAUUUACAAAAUGACUUCGUCUCGACCGACGGUCUAUUAGCUGUCGACGAACCGCGAGACUUUUUGGACAACAUUCUCGAGCUCCUCCCACAUUUUCGAGCCUCCAAAAACAAUGUCAUAUGGGUUCGUAGCCAGGUGGGGGCCUCACGGCCGGUCAACCAGCUCUCGCGGGACAGCGAGAGUGUGAUAACAGACGACCAGCUAUUACCAGGUCACCGUCGCGCGGGACAGAGAGUCCGCCCUAUGCCCUCCCAAAAACUUCUCGAACGGCAUAGUAGAAUUGCCAUGGCGAAUGGCCUAGAACCUAGCAUCAAUAAUGAGUCGAUAGAGGUGGAUGAUGGAGAGGAGGAAGAGGAGGAAGGCGGCAUAGAGGAAACAUUUCUGACAUUCUCACCCCACACAAAACCCCGUGUGGCGCUCUCUUACUCCCCAGGGGGGAAUUUUGCUGGGCAAGCGGUUAAGGCUAUGGAUAUGACACAGGAUUUAAUUUUCCAAAAGUCGUACUACUCAGCUUUCAAAGAAGGAACCCUUCUCCAGGUCAUGCGAGGAAAGCUGGUCACGGAGAUUUUCCUUUGUGGUUCCUUGACCAACAUCAGUGUCUUUGCAACCGCAAUGGAUGCUGCUCGUCAUGGGUUUGCCAUCACCAUUCUGGAGGACUGCCUUGGGUACAGGAGCAAAGCUAGACAUGACGAGGCAUUGAGGCAAUUGACUUUGUCUACCGGCUGCGAUAUAAUAAGUAGUAAAGAACUUAUUCAUGAUUUGAGUCUCAAGGCAGACCUGCAAUCUAAGCUUCCUAGAAAUGACCAGCCUUGGGUCCGAAAAGGAGAUGAUCUAGAAAAUAGGAUGGCGAGGCUGAAAUUACGACGAGCUGGACAAUCUUCCUCGAAAAGACCCGCAGGCGCAAGUGAAAAUACACGGGCAAUAACCGCCGAUGUUGCGGCGAGUUCAGGAGGCAGUCAAAGUUCGAUAUCAUUGGAGGCUGAUGAGGAGUGGACACCUCCUGUCAAAUCAGCCGUGGCCGAAGGGAAGAAGAGAGAAAGGGUCCCGACGAAAAUAAAGACUCGGCAGCGACAUUUAAAACCAGGGCUUAACGGAAUAGAUGGAGCGGCAACGCAUGGCAGGCGAUCAAUUUCUCCAACUUCUGCAACCUUGACGGGAGCUGCCCAAGCGCUUGAGAGUAUCCUACCACACUUAGAAGCGGACAACGUGCCAGAGCCCAGUGCCGAAUUGACAGAUCCAUCUGGAGCGCCGGCCAAAACCUCUGAGCAAGUUCCUUCAACGGAGAUAAGGACGAACGGUGGAUUGAUAGAGGUAACGGGGGACCAUGAUCCAAAGGUUGAGCCCCCGACUUCUAGUCACAAAGAAAGCGGUUCGCCGAAGGGCUUGGAACGACCUUCAACAAAGCUUUGUGAGGGCGACACUACCAUUAUUACCGGACUUAUCGAUGAUAAACUUGCAGAUGGAAUCUUUGAGAAAGUCCGCGAUGAAGUUAGAUGGCAAAAGAUGUCUCACCAGGGUGGCAAUGUUCCACGAUUAGUGGCUGUCCAAGGCCAGGUUGAGGAGGAUGGCAGCACACCCAUAUAUCGUCAUCCAGCAGACGAAUCACCCCCAUUAUUACCUUUCUCCCCAACUGUUUCUUUGAUCCGAGCAAAGGCUGAGCAAAAACUGGGGCAUUCCGUCAACCAUGUUUUGAUACAGUGUUACCGGGGCGGGACAGACUAUAUCUCAGAGCACAGCGACAAGACUUUGGAUAUUGCUCCAAAUACAUUCAUUGCCAAUGUUAGCCUUGGUGCUCAGAGGACCAUGAUUUUCCGAACCAAAAGACUACCGAGAUCCAACAGCUUUUUUGAGAGCGCUACAGUGCCAGAGCCUCGCCAGAGCUGCAGAGCGCCACUGCCACAUAAUUCAAUGGUGAAGAUGGGUCUGGUCACCAACAUGCGGUGGCUGCAUGCAAUCCGACAAGAUAAACGCAUGUUAAGCGAGAAGUCACCGGAAGAACUGGCUUUCGACGGUGGUCGUAUUUCUCUGACCUUCAGAUUGAUCGGCACAUUCCUGGAUAAAGAUGAAAUCAAGAUUUGGGGUCAAGGUGCAGUUGCCAAAACAAAAGCAGAAGCUAGGACAGUCCUCAAUGGAGUGACACCAGAAUCUGAGAAGAUGUUGAAGGCAUUUGGCACCGAGAACCAAUCUUCGGAGUUUGACUGGCAGCAGACGUAUGGCGGCGGGUUUGACGUUCUCCACAUUUCUAACAGCCGAAAACUCUUCUUAUCCGGUGACGGUGUUGCAGACCUGAGAGUAAAAAUUCUGCUGGCGGAGUACGGUAUCGAGUGGGUGGAAGGAAAACUCUCCCCAUCUUUCAACUGGAAGGAUGGUAACUCCAGCGAGAAUCCGCCGCCUAUUCCAGAGGACCUGCCUGUCAAAUUCGUGGAUAACGACCUGAGUAAGUCGACUAUCGUUGGUGACCUCGCUAUUUUGCUGUAUCUUGACACGGUCUAUGCACAAAAUCCGGGUGCUAAACCGAGAUCUCAAGCCGAUCUGGCGCAGCAGUUUACGCGUUUCCAUCAGUGUUCCACUCUGCUAGAGAAAUGGCGUGCAGUGCCAUUCAGCAUUAAACCCUUCAACCGAGAGAUGGAACUUUGGGAGGCACAUGCAACAGAAACACCAUUCAUUGCUGGCUCCGCUCUAUCUGUGGUUGAUUUUGCCUUGUGGCCCAUUCUACAUGAGAUACAUGGAGAAUGGCCCGAUCUUGGUGGCCAUGGGAAACUAUUUACUUAUUAUAGAAACUUGAGCAAGCUGGAGAGUAUAAAGAAUGUAGCUUAUCCUGGGGAUGGGCCUACUGAGACGACGGCUUAA